AUGACGCUCAAAAAGGUCGCAUGGACAUGGCUUCUGGUCGCCAGCAAUUUUCUGGUCGUGGCCCAAGAUACAUUCGCCGAUGGGCUGUUUCCCAAUAAUAGUGAGGAAUACAAGGCGAGUGUGUUGGACAAUAUCCACUCUGUCUUUGGUUCGCCAUAUGGUGGUUUCAGCCGUGCCACCCGCAGUCGAUUGGCCGCCUUGCCAUUGCGGCUGCCGGAUAUUGCUGCGUUUGAGGGUGACAACAAUAAGAAGAAGACAAUGAACCAAGACGAUGUCUCGUACGUGGAGACCGGUGAUGGUCUGGGGAGAGGCUAUAUCUGCCGCGUCUAUCACGAAGAUUCACUGGAUGCGAACAGCUUGACAGAUAGUAUGUUUGAUGUGCCACUGUUCAAUGAUGUGAAUGACAAGGAGGAACAAGAGAAAAAGCAAAAAGAGGAGGACCUGGACGAGGAAGAUGAUAAUAUCUUGGAAGACAACAUUAUUCAUCCAGACUCCAUCACUCAUAGGCAGGAUGGAGGACUCAUGGAAACACAGCGUCGAUUGAAAAAGUUGGAAGGGGUCUGUUCCCAAAUUCAUCUGGGCUGGUGGAGCUAUGAAUGGUGCUACGACCAAACCAUUACACAAUUUCAUAUUCAUGUGGACAGUGCCAGUGCUGGCUUGGAGCUACGAGAUGUCACUAGUCUGGGCAAAUUCUCAGAACGCAAAUUUCAAAUGGCACACCAAUUUGGACUCUACACGGGAAAUGACGGCCUCUUUACACCCAACAACAAGUUAGCGGAAGAGGAACCCGAAUUGGCACGAGUCGUAGAUGUCUACUCCAAAGGAGAUGUUUGUGAUGCCACGGGAGAACCACGAAAAACAAAUGUCAAGUACUUUUGCUGUUCCGACCGUCUCAUGGAAAAGUACAAGGGACCUGUCCUCCGCAAUGGGAAUCCAUUGUCUUCCAAAAUUGUCUCCAUUGUCAACCUGCUGGAAGAUCCCGAACAAGUAUGCACCUAUACAAUUACCGUUUGCACUCCCUUGUUGUGUGAAGAUGUCAACAGUGAUGACGAUGAUGGCUUACUGUUUGACCUUGCUGCGGAAUCUGCGGCAAAACAACAACAGAAGCGGACCUUGUCAAAGAAGAAGAAAAAGAAAAAUGAAACCAUUCGGGACAUUUUGGAUCGAGUGGUGGGCAAAAUUUGUGUCCAAAGCAGCACUCCUGCGGGGUGGUGGUCGUAUGAAUACUGCCACAAGAAGCAUGUUCGGCAAUUCCAUGAGAGCAUUUCCAUCAACGUUGAAACUGGCAUGGCUUCCACUGGAACAGAGGAUAUUUACAUGCUGGGAUUUUACAACGAAGAUAAUGACUCAUAUCCUGACGAAGAUGAGUGGAAAUAUUUGGUCAACACGACAAUCUCACCCACUGGGAGUGGCAGUGGCGCUGUCAGUGGUGGGAGUGCUGGUGAUACUCAAAUAGUUUCGUAUCUCAAGGCGGAAUUCACGGGUGGUGACGUCUGUGACGACUCGGAUGUAACAGAUGCCGCCAUCAAGGCCGGAUCCGUCGGUAACGGUCGCAUCGAAAGAUCUUGCUCCAUCCAAUACUCUUGUGGAAGCGCCUUUGAUGUCAAAGUCAAUGAGGAUCACACCUGCCACUACAUUGUGGAAGUAUCCAUUCCAGAUCUCUGCCAUCACCCUCUAUUCAAAGCUCCUGUGGCCAAGAAACGGGUUGUCAAGUGUGUUCCAGUUGAUGGCUCGGGUGAAUGGGGUGACGACAAUGACACGUAUGAGCAGCCAUGA
Seminavis robusta is the source of this 1776-nucleotide messenger RNA. The record is from the annotation of a GenBank genome assembly. NCBI's taxonomy places the organism in Eukaryota, Bacillariophyta, Bacillariophyceae, Naviculales, Naviculaceae.